Messenger RNA from Rhineura floridana, 9059 nucleotides. It is a transcript of the gene IGF2R, whose product is annotated as insulin like growth factor 2 receptor. The transcript has 48 exons. Bases 250 to 7716 code for a protein of 2488 amino acids. Gene Ontology annotation, molecular function: D-mannose binding; signaling receptor activity; insulin-like growth factor binding. Gene Ontology annotation, biological process: lysosomal transport. The record is from RefSeq and is a predicted model, not a curated record. Lineage: Eukaryota; Metazoa; Chordata; Lepidosauria; Squamata; Rhineuridae. Gene Ontology annotation, cellular component: trans-Golgi network; plasma membrane; late endosome.
CCGUCUUUCCGCCUCGCUCGCUCGCUCAGUUAUCUUCUCUCCCUCCGCCUUCCCCGUCAAAGACCAGCCGCUCCUCACGCCCCGCCUCACAUGAUUGCCGCCACGUGACAGGCGCGGGGUGGGUCACAUGAGUCGCACUGGCGUGGUGAGGCGAGAGUCACAUGACCCACUUGCUAGUUCUCUCCUCUGCUCAAUCAUGUCAGGGGAGUAGCCUCAGCGUCGGUCGCUCUGAGACGUCCUCGCCCUAUCAUGAGACGCGAUGCCUUCGCCCCGAUUUGGGGGGCUCCCCCACUCCGGCUUCUUCCCCCCGGGGCUGUUUUCCGGCUUCCUCUGCUCCUUGUCCUUUUCAUCCCGUUCCCGUGUCUGCAGGGGGGUAGCGCCGUAGCGGCCCAAGGCAGCUUCAAUUACCAGCAACUGUGCAGUUACACAUGGGAAGCUGUUGAUCCUGGUAAAGUACACUAUAAAAUAAACCUCUGUGGUAAUGCUACAGGCUGUGGAGGAUCUACUGCUGUUUGUGCAUAUGACAUAAAAAGCAAAGCCCAUUUCUCAGUAGGGGACUCCUCGCUGAUGAGAAGCUCUAAACUGUUCUUGGAGUUCAACACUACGCAGUCUUGUUCACAAGGCACUGAGCACAGAUCACAAAGCAACAUCAAUUUCUAUUGUGGGAAGACUCUGGGUUCCCCAGAAUUUGUGACUUCAACUGACUGUGUGCACUACUUUGAGUGGAAGACAUUUGUUGCAUGCAAGAAGGACUUGUUCAAACCAACAAAAGAGGUGCCCUGCUAUAUAUUUGAUGAAGACUUGAAGAAACGUGACUUGAACCCACUGAUUAAGGCUUCUGGAGGAUACUUGGUAGAGGACUCUGAUGAUGAUGAUGAACUGUACAUCAACAUCUGUAGAGAUAUUGGAAAGUCCUCUACUCAAGUCACGAAUUGUCCAGAGGGCAGUGCAGCGUGCCUGUUGAAGAAUGGUCAUGCAUUUGACCUAGGGGAUCCUAAAGAACAACUCAAACAGCUUGAUAAAAACAGGCUUUCAGUGAGAUAUGAAAGAAAAUUUAGCAAUGAAAAAGAGAGGCCUGAUUUCUGUGGGGGCCAUGAUCCAGCGGUGACUAUUACUUUUGUGUGUCCCGAGGGAAGGAGAAGAGAGGACACAAGCCCCAAACUCACUGCUCAAAGCAACUGCCGGUAUGAGAUUGAAUGGGUUACAGAGUCUGCUUGUCACAGAGACUACUUGGAGAGUGAUAACUGUGUUCUGACCAGUGAGCAGCAUGGUAUCUAUGUGAAUUUGACAUCCCUGACACAAAUUUCAGGGAAUGCCAUACCUUACAGUGCUAAAGAUGGCACACAAUAUUUAUAUUAUCUGAACGUAUGUGGGAAAACAGUCGGAGGUAACUGCAAUGAUACAUAUGCUUCCUCGUGCCAAGUCAAACCUGCACUUUUUCAGUAUAAAGUGGCAGGAAGGUUCGCCAAUCAAACCCUCAGGUAUGCUGAUGGGGAUCUCAUUCUAACAUACCCAGGGGGAGAUACUUGCAGCUCUGGUUUCCAGCGAAUGACUAUCAUAAACUUUGAAUGCAAUCAAACAGCAGACAAUGAUGGCAAAGGAAACCCGGUGUUUACAGCAGAAACAGACUGUUCAUACUUCUUCACCUGGGAGACCAAGUUUGCAUGUGUUGGAGAAGAGGAAGAUCUCCCUUGCAUGGUCGCAGAUAAAAAGAAACGCUAUGACUUGGCACGACUGAUUCGUCAUUCUGAAUCAGAGCAGAAUUGGGAGGCUGUAGAUGAUAACCCUAUAGAAGGAAAAAAAUAUUUUUUCAUAAACGUCUGUCACAGAGUACUUCAGACAGGAAGUGCAAUAAACUGUGCAAAAGAGGCAUCUGUUUGUGCCAUAGGUGAAAGCAAUAGCACAAAAAAUCUAGGGACAUUUAUGUCUCCUCCCACAAAAGUUGGAGAGAAUAUUCAGCUUUUCUAUUCAAAUGGUGAUGCAUGUCGACCAAACAAGAAAAUUGCAACAAAGAUAAUCCUAGUAUGCAAGCCAGGUGACCUGGAAAGUGCUCCUGUUUUGAUUAAUUCUGGGUACGAUGAGUGCCUGUAUGAGUUUGAAUGGUAUACUGCUGCUGCCUGUGUCCUGUCUGAAACAAAAGGAGACAACUGCAGCGUUUCUGACUCUCAAGCAGGAUUUUCUUUUGACUUAUCACCACUGAUGCAUGAGACUUACUCAGUAAAAACACCCGACUAUACUUUCUACAUCAGUAUUUGUGGCAACGUGUCAAACAAAUUGUGUGGGUUGCAGUCUGCAGCAUGUCAAGUGAAAAAAAAUGGCAGCAACGUCUGGAAUCUGGGGAUGCCCAGUUCUGAGCUCUCCUAUUAUGAUGGAAUGAUUCAGUUGAACUACCAAAAUGGGACACCAUACAACAAUGAGAAACAUACACAACGGUCUACCCACAUCACCUUCCUAUGUGAUCGUGGUGCAGGUGCAGGUCUACCUGAAUAUCAGGCAGAAGACAGCUUCACGUACAACUUCAAAUGGUACACCCAAUAUGCCUGCCCAGAGAUUCCCACAGAAUGUGUUGUCACAGAUCCUCGAACCAUGGAACAGUACGAUCUUUCACGUUUAUCAUUAUCUGGAGACAGAAGGGAAAAUUGGUAUGCAGUGGACAACCCUGAACACGGGACACGUAAAAAAUACUACAUAAAUGUCUGCCGACCUUUGAAGCCCAUCCGAGGCUGUGACAGGCGGGCAUCAGUCUGUGAAAUGACAUACAAGAGUAGUGGCUUUCUUGAGGUUUCCAUCAGCAAUCUGGGGAUUGCCAACCAAGGCCCUGUCGUUGAAGGACCUGGCAGAAUCCUCCUAAAUUAUACCGAUGGCUCUCUGUGCCUCAUGGCAGAUGGUAAGAGUGAGCCUUUCACAAGCCUCAUCCAUCUCAGCUGCUCCAAGGGUACUCUGAAUAGCAGCCCGAGAUUCAUUGCCAUGAAAGAAUGUGUUGCGACUUUUCUGUGGGAAACUGAAGCUGCUUGUCCAGUUGCAACAACAGAAGGUGACUCUCAGAGCUGCUCUGUAGAGAAUCCCAACACUCACUUUGUGUUUAACCUGGAACCGUUGGCUUCAGAAAAAUCAUACUUCGUCAUGCGAAUUGGGAAGUCCUACAUGCUAAAUAUUUGCGGACCAGCUAAAGAAUGUACAGAUAUACCAGCUGAUGACUCAGUUGGUGGAUGUGAAACAGAAGAUCUAAAACACAUUCGUUUGGUGAAAUUGAACAAAACUCUUCAGUUGUCUGCUGCAGGCUCUCUAUCUCUUAAAUAUACAGGAGCCAAUGAUACUUUUACCAUUACCUUUAUCUGCAAUGAAUCCUACCCUGGAGAACUCACAUUUUCCCAUGAAGAGAUGAAUUCUGCACGUAACAUUCGUGAUACUUUCUUUCAUUUUUACACGGCCUUAGCCUGCCCACCUGCUCCAGUUGACUGCCAUGCUACUGAUUCUGCUGGGAAUGAGUAUGACUUGAGUGACUUGAGCAGAGAGAGAGAACCUUGGAUUGCUCUGGAUACAUCAAAAGAUGCAAAAAGAAGAACUUUCUUCCUGAAUGUUUGCAAAUCUCUCCAGGAUGUACCAGGGUGCCCUGGUGGUGUAAUAGGAUCUUGUGUGAAAUACGCAAACAAAAGUCAGAACCUUGGUAUGAUUCACAUAAGUCCUCAAGCUGCCACUGAUGGAUCCCUUAGCAUUGUGUACUCGAGUGGGGAUACAUGCAAAGGUAACAGGCGAUACUCAACACGGAUCAUCUUCCAUUGCGAUCAAAGAAUGGGAUCACCAGUGUUUCAACAUGAAGAAGAUUGUGAGUUUGUGUUUCUUUGGAGAACAGUAGCAGCUUGUCCUGUUCGCAGAGCAGAAGGUGAGAACUGUCAAGUAAAAGAUCCGCGGUAUGGUCAUGUGUAUGAUCUGACAUCACUUCGUGGGAAGGAUGUGAAAGUGAGCACUGAUGAAUAUGACUACUACUUCCAAGUCUGUGAUGGAUUGACAGAAAAGUGCAAACAGCCGAGCAAACCUACAGAUGUUGUGUCGUCAUGUCAAAUUAAGAAACAAGACAAUAAUUUUAAAAAAAUAGCAGGUUUGCGGACUACAAAGCUGACAUAUGAAAAUGGAUUAAUCAAAAUUAACUACACCAGCGGGGAAACAUGCCACAAAAUAUAUCAGCGGUCAACAGCCAUAUUCUUCUAUUGUGAUCCUAAAAACAGUUUGGAGCCAGUGUUUCUAAAGGAAACGGAGGACUGCACCUAUAUGUUUGAAUGGCACACUCCUCUUGCCUGCCCACCAUUCAAAUCUAUUGAAUGCUCCUAUAAAGACAGUACUGGCAACUCAUAUGAUCUCUCUUCUCUGACACGACAUAAGGAAAACUGGGAAGCAAUUUCAAUGACUAGUUCUACCCAAAAAUACUACAUUAAUGUCUGUAAAUCUUUAGUGCCGCAUCAAGGAGUGGAUUUCUGUCCACCGGAUGCUGCAGCCUGCAUGAUGGAUGGGUCCAAAUAUGUAAGCUUAGGUGAAGUGUCUGAGGGACUCCAAUGGGAAAAUGGCAUUUUUGUUCUUAAAUACAUCAAUGGGGAGAAAUGUCCAGACCAGAUCAGGAAGAAGUCUACAAUAAUCCGCUUCAAGUGUGAUGAAAAUAUUGACUCCAAGCCAGAACUAAUAACUGCCUUUGAGGAUUGUGAAUACACUUUUGUGUGGUUCACUGCUGCUGCAUGUCCUCUGAAAAGCAAUGUGCACAAUAAUUGCACAGUUUCCAGCCCUCUUACAGGCCAUCUCUUUGACCUUAAUCCUCUAAAGAGGCAAGAUGGUUACACUGUCUCUGACAUAUGGAACUACAGAAAACUUUGGCUGAGUGUGUGUGAUGAAGCUAGAGGUCUAUGUGGCAGUGGAGUUGGUGUCUGUGUCACUGAUAGCCACAAGCCAUCCAUCAAUGCUGGAAGACUGAACAAAGCAUUAAUUUAUGAAGAUAACGUUUUGAAACUUAUCUACAGAGGAGGAGAGUCCUGCCCUGCAGAUCCUAACUUGAAGUAUACAAGCUAUUUCAGCUUUGUGUGCAGGCCUGAUGCUGGGCCGGGUAGCCAGCCUGUUCUUGUCUCUUUUGAUGAGACAGUGUGUGCUUAUUACUUCUCUUGGCACACUGCUUUAGCCUGUGAAGAAGAGAGUGUGGUGGAAUGCUCUGUUACAAAUGGCAGCACAGUAAUUGACCUCUCGCCUUUGAUCCACCGAACGGGCUCCUAUAAGGCCUUUGAUGAGACAUUUGAUGAUUCCUCUUACCUCACUCCAGAUUUCUAUAUAAAUAUUUGCCAGCCUCUAAAUUCCAUCAAAGAUGUCAACUGUCCACCUGGAGUAGCUGUCUGCAUGGUUCCAGUUACUGGUCUUCCUGUAGAUAUUGGUCGCAUCACUGCACCUCCCAAGGUCGACACUGCAACAAAUGAAGUUUACAUUGUUUUCAACAGUAGUACUCCUUGUCCAGAAGAUGAAACACUCAACUAUUCCUCUCUCAUUGUGUUCCAUUGCAGCAGAGGAACAAAUCUGGGAAAGCCAAAACUGAUAUGGCAGUCCUCCUGCGAAUACAUAUUUGAAUGGAGCACUCCAGUUGUAUGUCCUGAUAAAGUGGAUAUCUCGGGCUGCUCAGUGACAGAUGAGCAAUUGCACUACUCCUUCAACCUGUCCAGACUUUCUGGAAAGCCUUACAAGGUCUCUGCUGGGCCUAGAAAUUAUCAUCUAGGGGUGUGUUCUGGUGCCGCAGAUGUGCCCCGAGGAAAAUGCAAAGAUGCAGCAGUUUGCCUGGUCGCUGGCAACAGCGCUGCUUCAUUUGGCGGCAGAAAUGAAAUGAAAAUGGACUACCGGCAUCAAGAUGAAGCUGUCAUUUUGCAGUAUAAGGCUGGUGAUGAGUGCCCUCCAGCAACUGAAAUGGGUGAGCUUUGUGUCUUCCCUUUCCAGUACAAUGGUAGAAGUUAUGACAAAUGUAUCCAGGAGGGACAAAAGCAGCUGUGGUGUGCCACUACAGAUAAUUUUGAAAGAGACAAAAAAUGGGGAUUCUGUGUAAAUGAUAAUGGCCACCGGGAAUCUACUAUUAUUUUCAAGUGCGAUGAUAAUGCUGAUGAUGGGAGCCCUCAACUCGUGAGUGAGAGACUUGGCUGUGCUGUGAUAUUUGAAUGGAAAACGCAGGUUGUGUGUCCACCCAGGAAAAUGGAGUGCAAGUUUAUUCAGAAGCACAAAACCUAUGAUUUGAGAGUGCUUUCUUCCCUCACUGGAUCUUGGAUCUUUGCCGACAAGGACAGCUUUUACUACAUGAAUCUCUGUCAAAGAGUCCAUGAAGGACCCACAGGAUGCCCCGAACGGGCAAGUGUUUGCCGGAAAAGUCGGAACGGGGCUGUACAGGCUCUGGGAUUAGUACAUACACAAAAACUAAACGUAACAGGUGAUAAAAUACUUGUCAGUUACUCCAAUGGUCAUGAAUGUCCACAGAGGAACAAAAAAGCAACAACUGUGAUAGAACUGAAGUGUGGAAAAACCGUUGGCAUGCCAAGAUUCAAUAGGAUUGAUGAAGAAAAUUGUGUCUAUUAUAUCACAUGGGAAACUCGAGCUGCUUGUGCUGUAAAACCCCAAGAGGUAAACAUGAAGAAUGGCACAAUUACAAAUCCAGCAACAGGGAAGAAUUUCAGUUUGGGUGAUAUAUAUUACAAAUUAUACAAUGCCUCCGGUGAUAUCAGAGCAAAUGGUGACACCUACAUUUAUGAAAUUCAGCUUUCUGCCAUCACUGAUUCAAAGCACCAUGAAUGCUCUGGAGCCAACAUAUGCCAGGUUAAAACAUCAGAUACCCGUUUUAGGAGAAUUGGAUCAUCUGACAAGGCCAAAUAUCAUAUUCAAGAUGGUGAUUUAGAUGUUGUGUUCUCGUCUGACUCCAGUUGUGGCAGAGACAAAGCAAAGUUUGUGUCCUCAACUAUUUUCUUCCACUGCAGCCAGCAGGCCAAGGAAGGCAUCCCUGAAUUCCUUCAUGAGUCAUCAGACUGCCAAUACCUGUUUACCUGGUACACCUCGGCAGUCUGCCCACUGGUAAACUCUGAGCCAACAACCAACCAAACAUAUGCGGAAGAUCCAUUUUAUAAAGGCCUCUCAGGACGAAGCCAAGCUGUUGGGGCAAUAUUGAGCUUGCUCCUUGUGAUUCUUACAGCAUGCCUAGUGAUCCUAUUACUUCAUAAAAAGGAAAGAAGAGAGACUGUGAAGCAAAAAAUAGCAAACUGCUGUCGAAGAACAUCAAAUGUUUCCUAUAAAUAUACAAAGAUAAACACUGAAGAAGUGAAUGACAAUGAGAUGGAAUGGCUCAUGGAAGAAAUAGCUGCGCCGAAUCAGAAGUCAGGAAAUGAAAGACAAGAAAACGGCCACAUCACCAGUAAAGUUGUUAAAUCAGAUGCCCUUACGUCCCUCCAGGUGGAUGAUAUGGACAGCGAGGAUGAAGUCUUAACAAUACCAGAGGUGGCGAUUCAUUCAGCAAGGGACGUCCAGCCUAGAGUUCCAGACCCAAGUAGGCCUCAGCAUAACAAGGCUCUUCACCUUCCCAGCAGUGAUAAGGCUGGCCUGCUUAAUGGCAACAAGAGUAGCAAAGGCAACACCGCUUUUGGCCAACGGAAACUACAGAACUCAGUGAAGACAGCAUCAUUUCAUGAUGAUAGCGAUGAGGACUUAUUGAACGUUUAACCUUCAUUGUGCCUAAUCGAAAUUCCAUGUGUAUAUAUUAAGGUGGGACAACACAACACUUCCAACCAAAUACAAAGACUUCAUUCAGAAGCCUUUUGAAAGGGAACCGGGGGGGGGAGAAAGAUGGGUCAAUCCUAGUUGUUUACAAUGAUUUAUUUAGUGAUUACUGGAUUUCUAGUAUCCACUGAAAUGAAUUGUAGCAGUUCUCUCAGCCAGGAUUUGCACCCAUCCCCCUCUGUAGAUUGUAGAGGCUACAUAAUGCUUCCAAAAGGUAGGCUCAGAUCUGAAUGAAGUCCCUUCAACUUCAAGGUGAGAUUUGCAUUUUAACGCUCUCUAUAUUUAUUGUUCUCAGUACUCAGGUGCACAGAAAUAAUAACAUGCAACGUGUUCUUCCUGCAGGCAGGGUAUUGUUUCUACAGAUUCGCCCCAUCACAUGAAGUGGAAAGGAGGGAGGUUCUUUGUAUGUUUACUGGGUUCCUUUGAUGUACAUUUUAGAGCUGAUCUGUUUAAACGUGCCUGUACAUUUGAUUUCCCAUAUCCUAACAGAAAAUGGGUUAUGAUUUGAGAAGUGUUUUUACUGGAAGGUACGAAUCUUUAUAGCUUUAGCCUUGAACAGUAGCUGUUCUUUUGCAUGAUGAGUCUCUUUUUUUGGGGUACCAAUCACAUGAAGUCAUUCAUCAGUAUUUAUAAAACUAUUGGUAAAAUAACCCAGAGCUCUCCUUUAACUUUACUAUCCCUUUUUUUAAGAGCGGUAAGGAAAGCAGAAGUUCACUGUUGUAGCUCCUCCUAUCCAAAUGUUGUGAUGAGAAGAAAACUGUACCUCUUUUGAGAUGCAAUCCUGCUUCAUGGGCCGUAAAGAGGAGGGAAGACCCUAUCCCUUUUAGGAAAUGGCCCUUCUGGAAGAGUCUCCUAACCCUAUUAGAUGGAAUUAAUUUAUUUCAAACUCAAGUUGUAGAAUUUCUAGAACAUCAGCUUUUCUGCCCUGGGAGAUUUAGCCACAGGCUAAUAGAAGCCUUAUUUGCAGAGUCACAUACUCAUCUUUUUGAUUCUAGGAACAUGGACAGUGAGGCAAGAAAAAUCUUUGGGUAAUAUCACUGAACAUUCCAAUCAGUGUUGCAGGCUGGAGCCACAGGAAUUAAACCACCUUGUUGGGUCUCACGGGCAAUGAGCAAGUUUCUAUAGACAAUGCACCAGUACUUGCGCUGGCCAGAAGCUCUUCCUUGUUUAUAGCUUUUCCUAUUCACAUUGGUUUCCUUAAGGUUGGUUUCCACUUAGGAAUCGGAUUUAAUGUAACAAAAUAUUCAAAUGAUUUCAAUAAAAGCUAAAUUAUGUUUCCCUAGGAA